CAAAAACUUGAGAAGAAAUAAACAAAAAAGCUGUGCCAAGAAAACAAUUUUGUAGUCACUGAAUGCGUAACAGCUUUUGUCGAAGAUUAAUUGGUAUGUAACGACAGAGUUCAGAGCUUGGGUACGAGAAUAAACUACCAAGUACAUUUAGAUCUUAUGAUUUGAGAACUUUAACAUGCCGUAAAGAGAUUUAAAUAAAACUUCAAAGAUGAGUAUCUUCAACCAAUUGUAUGAUGCUAAAAAACAGUACGAAGAAGUCGCCGAGAUUGGAACAGGUGCUUACGGAACCGUUUACAAAGCACGAGAUCUUGAAACGGGACGAUAUGUAGCAUUGAAGAAAGUACGUGUGCAGACGGGUGAGGAUGGAAUGCCGUUGUCAACGAUACGUGAAAUUGCCAUGCUGAAACAAUUGGAGAAAUUUGAACAUCCUAAUGUUGUCAGAUUGUUGGAUGUCUACCAUGGUGGCCGCACAGAUCUGGAAACUCGAUUGACGUUAGUAUUUGAGCAUAUCGACCAGGACUUAUCAACGUAUUUAGAGAAAUGUCCAUCACCAGGAUUGGGACCAGAAAAAAUACGGGACCUAUCUCGUCAGCUUGUCUGUGGAGUGGAUUUUUUACAUUCUCAUCGAAUUCUACACCGUGAUUUGAAACCACAGAAUAUCCUAAUAACUGGACGAGGAGAGGUGAAACUGGCUGACUUUGGGUUGGCGAGGGUUUAUGGCUUUCAAAUGGCAUUAACAUCUGUGGUUGUUACGUUAUGGUAUCGAGCACCUGAGGUAUUAUUACAGGGUAGAUAUGCUACACCAGUCGAUAUGUGGAGUGUGGGGUGUAUAAUAGCAGAGUUAUUUACCAGAUUACCAUUGUUUCGUGGUACUUCUGACAUUGACCAACUGCACAAGAUAUUUGAUAUAAUUGGUCUUCCUGCCAAAGCUGAGUGGCCUGAUAGUGUAUCUGUACCAUGGAAUGCGUUCAGACCCUCACCCCCUAGGUCAUUGAAAAAAAUCAUUCCUGAGUUAUGUGAAGACAGUGCAGAUUUAUUGCAGAAUUUGUUGACCUUUGACCCAUCUCAGCGGAGCAGUGCUCAGGACACACUGUCACAUGGGUACUUUAAAACAGAAGACGGACAGUCAGUCAUAUAGGUGAACAAUAGUGGAAGGCAAUUGGUGGUAAUCAUGUAAUGUAAGAGUGUCCAAUCAGAGUUCUGAAUUCAUCAACUAUGCAAAUUAGAUUAUAAUUUAUGCAAUUUAUGCUAUGUAAAGUGUUUAAUGUUAGACUCUUUCAAAAUGACUGUCAUUUUAUAAGUGCCAUUCAGGGUACUCGUGUCUAUUAGGGAUCGUAAAAGUUUCAGGAAAAUUCUGUAGUUGAUCUUUGACCAAAUGUACUGUGUAAGGCUUUAUUAGCUGGGUUUUAUUUAUUUCGUUCAUAGCGUUAAUUCUAAACAGGGGUUUUUCGAGAAAAAAAACUGCAAGAGGGAGCACUGAAAUUCAGCGGAGCCACCAAGUGGGGGAGAUGGGGUUCUCCCAACCAGGGUGUGGAGUUUUUGAUAAUUCUAAGUUAAAAUGGAGCAUUCUAUGGCUUCCUUGGGGCCAAAAUUACUAUCAGACAGGUCAUAGUUGAAGACUGUGGCCACAUGUGAUCCCUAGUCAAUCAGAAUUUUAUGGUUGCCAGAGGAUCUGCUCCUCAGGGUUAGGAGGCGCAUGGUCAUGGCAUGAGGGCGCUGCGCCCCUGUUCCUUUGUUUAAAAAAAUCCCUGCUAAACAUUGUACAUGUAUAGGCAUUAAACAAUUAUGAUUAAACAAUAGUUUGCAUUAUUUCCUGUUAUAAACGUGUGAAUUUGAAAUCUAGUGAAUAUUUUUGCAAAAUCAAAUUCACUAAAAUUAAAGUGGCGAUAGUCGUCACACCGUGUCAUUCUCUAUAUGGGACUCGCAGCAAUGUACACAACAAGUGUAAAAUGUACAUUAUUUGCUUUACAUAAAAUUUGCUAUAACCUCCACCCUUUAAACUCGAUGAAUAAUUUCCUCUUACACAAUCAGUAACGUGGUGCUGCCACCUACCACUUCCGAUGUAGCAUGGGACUCACAUCGAGCAUGACACUGUGCAGUGACUGCUACGCUUUGUGUAACUUCACAAAGAAGGCAAAUUAGUUUUGUAUUUUAUUUUUGAAAAUAUCCUGAAAUAUUGGUAUGGAGUCCAU
Molecule: messenger RNA, 2192 nt
Organism: Saccoglossus kowalevskii
Lineage: Eukaryota; Metazoa; Hemichordata; Enteropneusta; Harrimaniidae
Product: cyclin-dependent kinase 6-like
Biological process (GO): regulation of gene expression; regulation of G2/M transition of mitotic cell cycle; protein phosphorylation
Cellular component (GO): nucleus; cyclin-dependent protein kinase holoenzyme complex; cytoplasm
Molecular function (GO): ATP binding; cyclin-dependent protein serine/threonine kinase activity; cyclin binding
Source: RefSeq, a predicted model, not a curated record